GAAGAGAGGGGUAUCUGGAUGUUGUUUCAUCCAUCCCCUUUCUGCGUUCUUCUGUGGGAAGAGUUCUAGCAUUUAGCGCUUUCGAUUUUCUACCUCGCAUCUCUCUCCCUCUACCUUCCUUGCCUCCCACACCCCACACACGUACUCGAGUAAUGUUUGUUCAGUGUGUUGUCGCUGCGAUCAGAGGAAUACCCAACGUGCGCCAAGUCACAGAACAUCACGAGUGUCUAUUCGUUCUUUCAUCUUCUUUUUUUAAAAAACGAAGUGCUUACAGUGCCAUCUCAUAAAGAACACGUCACCCCUGAUACAACCCUGGAAGAGGAACGAGCUCUUCUGUUUCACGCAAGACGAGUUUUAACUGAGUGAAAAAUUCGGCACACUCUUUGGAUAAGUCAGUAUCUGUGCACGAGGUGAGCAAACCGUCUAGAGGAUUAGCAUAAUAAUGUGCAAAAGAAAUGGUGCAAUACUGAAAGGAUAGCGGACUAUUCUGGGAGUACCAAAGUGUUGUGCGAUUGUAUUGUGAACAACAGACAUCGACCCUAGGCGACCAUCGCCUUAUUUAGAUUUUGUGGAAGUUGCGACACAAAGCAUCAUCCUGGGUCUACUUUCCAGCUCCGACCUCGAAGAGGAUUACUUGGCACCAGAGCUGUACCCGUGCCUGAGGGAUGGCGCCGCCACGGAAGACCUCCCGGACUCCAGGGAAGCCCUGUUUGAGCUGUCCCCGGAGGGAGAUCGUGCCAAAGAAGCCCUCAAGAAACAUAUGCGGAGGAAACACAGCGAGCAUCGGAUUCCCUCAAAGAGACGGAGUCCAAUACUACGACGUUCGGUGGAGAAAAUGAAAGAAUCCCUCAACUGUGGAUCGUGCUCCCGGAAGUCGUGCUGUAACUACGCCAAACGAUUAUUCCCCUUCACGCGCAUGCUCAAUGGCUACAGCGGCCUCUACGAUCUACCAUGUGACCUCAUAGCUGGCCUUACGGUGGGAAUCAUGCACAUUCCUCAAGGUAUGGCGUAUGCACUGCUGACUCAGCUGCCCCCUGUGUACGGUCUUUAUACCUCUUUCUUCCCUGUACUCAUCUACUUCAUCUUCGGCACCUCGAAACACAUCUCUGUCGGGACAUUCGCCGUGGUGUCUCUCAUGGUCGGAGCAGUGGUGGACAAAGGUCACGUGGCCUGGCAACGCCAGGAGCUCCAGGGAGCCAUCCACGACAUCGAGGCGGGGCAAAAUAUCACUCACUCCAUAGGGGGCGUCACCACCACCCUCCCUCCUCCAGCAGCUGUCGGGGAACAGAACCUCACGGCCUGGGACCAGAUAUUUCGGCGCCAACAUAUCUCAGAACUGGAGGCCAUAAAAGUUGGUUAUGCAAUGGCUGUAACUUUUGCUGUGGGACUGCUGCAGGUGUUCCUCGGCACUAUGAGACUGGGAUUCCUCACGACCUUUCUGUCGGAUCCCCUGAUCAGCGGCUUCACCACAGGCGCUGCCAUACACGUCUUCUCCAGUCAGGUCAAGUCGGCCUUCGGUGUCAAGGUCAAACGAUUCAGCGGACCUCUCAAGCUAAUAUUUUCAUACAAAGAUUUCUUCUCAAAUUUAAACCAAGCCAACAUCGUUACCAUGACGGCAACCAUCGUGGCUAUCAUGGUUCUUGUGGCCAUCAGAGAAGGAAUUAACAACAACAAAACCUUCAAAGAAAAGAUGAAAGGAAUACCUGUCCCUGGCGAGCUUAUGGUGAUAAUUGGGGGCACCGUGCUGUCAUCUCACUACCAGCUGCACAGAGAGUUCGACGUGGAGGUCAUAGGUCACAUUCCAAAGGGGUUUCCGACAGCCAGCCUGUCGUUUAUGAAGUAUAUGCCGGAUGUGAUUGGAGAAUCCUUCGCCAUCUGUUUCACUGGGUUCGCCAUCUCGUUUGCCGUGGCGAAGAUUCUGGCUGACAAACAUAAUUACGUCGUGGAUCCGAAUCAGGAACUCGUGGCUCAUGGCCUCAGUAACAUCCUGGGGUCGAUGUGCUCAUCUUUCUGUAGCUCCGCAUCUCUCUCCAGGAGCAUGGUGCAAGACGGAGUGGGCGGGAAGACACAGAUCGUCAGUCUCGUCUCCAGUGUGCUUGUGGUAAUCGUGCUCCUGGCCCUGGGGCCGCUUUUCGAGUCUUUGCCAAAUAGCAUUCUGGCUGCAAUUAUCAUUGUGUCCUUGAAAGGUCUAUUCCUGCAGUUCGGAGAGCUGAAACGACUUUGGCGAGUCUCAAAAGUGGAUUAUGUGUGCAUGGCGACCUCGGACACCUGGCCGGACGAGCCGUGUGAGAGUCACGGGAACGGAGCAGCCCUCAACGGUCAAACUUUGCCGGCCAACUGUGAGACGUUCGCCAUCAUCAUCGACGGCUCCGCCAUCCAGUAUGUGGACAGCGUCACCGUUAGGGUGCUCAAAGAGAUUGUCCUGGAGUUUCGACAGGUUGAUAUUGAGAUCUUUCUGGGGGAAUGCAAAGCCCCAGUUCGUGUAAUGUUGGACAAGUCAGGCUUCUACCAACACGUAUACCGUCGCAACGUCUGUGCCACCAUCCACCAUGCUGUGCAGGUAGCCCUCAAAAGUGCUGCCAUGUCCAGAGAGACUCUAGAUAGCUGUUACACAAUGGCUGCGGAGGAAUUUUUGUCCGACGCAGGAUUUGACAAGCUUGAACUGGAGACAUCUCUAGAGUCGGUGGACAGAAUAGCUGAGCCAGAGGAAGAGGAGAAAAACUGAAGAGAGAGAGAAAGAGAAGAGAGAGAAAAAAAGAGAGAGAGAUUGGGGAGAGAGAGGAGAAAUAGAGAU
Aplysia californica (California sea hare) is the source of this 2794-nucleotide messenger RNA. Its product is annotated as prestin. Gene Ontology annotation, biological process: transmembrane transport. The record is from RefSeq and is a predicted model, not a curated record. Gene Ontology annotation, cellular component: membrane. NCBI's taxonomy places the organism in Eukaryota, Metazoa, Mollusca, Gastropoda, Aplysiida, Aplysiidae. Gene Ontology annotation, molecular function: chloride transmembrane transporter activity; bicarbonate transmembrane transporter activity; oxalate transmembrane transporter activity.